UUCUUCCUGAUCCGGAGUCAGUUUCACUUUCCGUUCUCCCUGCUGAGAAGUCGGCGCUGGCCACCGCGAGAAGGAGGUCUCUCUCCACCUGGCUGUGAGUUGUCCUCCAAUCGGACCGGAAACGAAACUUCUCAACUUCUUACUGCGACAACACGACCCGAUCAGGUGUAAUUAUGGCCUCUGAAGUGACACCGGGAGUCGAUGUGAAAGAGGCCGAAGAACUGGCGCUCUCCCUGAGCGAAGCCCUCAACAGCGGGGACGAACAGGAAGCCGUCCAGCUUUGCCAGAGACUGUCCCAACUCUCCGUCCCGGUGACCGUCAGCGUCACCAGUAAGGCCUACCUCCAGGACUCCAUCAGGUUGCGGGUCGGAGUGGAGGACGGUCAGUCCGACGUCGCGAUCCCCGUGAUUGUUGUGGUUUCCUCCGGCAUGACAAUCGCACAACUUAAAGACAAGGUCAACCAGGAUUACGGGUUCCCGCCCCCGCUGCAGCGCUGGGUGAUCGGCAAGCGGCUGGCCGGCGACCAGGAGACGCUGCACAGCCACGGCGUCCGUCGGGAUGGAGACCAGGCGUUCCUCUUCAUCCCUUCUGCAAACACCACUCACCUCACACUGCGGCAACACAAGCAGGACGAGGAGCAGCAGCGCCUCGACGGCAUCAUCGAGGCCAUGCAGCUGUUGCCCAGAGGGCUGGGCAGAGGAGGAGGAGGAGGAGGUGGUGAGAAGACAGCUGCUCCUCCUGAUUCUCAACACUUUCUCCCCGCCCCUCCUCCUAAACCUGCGUUGCAGCCUAAACCUCAGUUGGGCUGGCCCUGCGCCGUCUGUACGUUCGUGAACAAACCGACGCGCCCCGGCUGUGAGAUGUGUGGAGGAGAUCGGCCAGAGGAUUAUCAGGUGCCGGACGUCUACCAGCCGGACAAGGAGGAGGUUCAUCGCCUCCGGCAGGAGACCCUGGCCACGUUGCAAUACGAACAGGCUCAGCAGGAGGAACGACAUAACAACUUCCUGCAUCUGUUGGCCACCGAAGAGCCGAGCCUUUUCCCCAACGCCACGGCGACCGACUGUCCGAUCUGCUUCUCUGCCAUCCCGGCCCAGCAGGGCGUCGUGCUCCGAGAGUGUCUGCACACCUUCUGCAGGGACUGUCUCAAAGCGACGAUAGUGAACAGUCAAGACGCCGAGGUGUCCUGUCCGGAGGCUUGUGACAGCAAGCUGCUGGACCGAGAGAUCAAUGCGCUGCUCACGGACGAGGAGCGCCAGCGCUUCCAGGACCUGCGUCUGAGCAUCGCAGAGAGCCGCUCGGAGCACAGCUUCCACUGCCAGACGCCCAACUGUCGAGGCUGGUGCAUCUACGAGGACGAGGUCAACCAAUUCCUCUGUGCCCUCUGCGACGAGACCAACUGCAUCCUCUGCAGGGCCAUCCACAAUGACAUGAACUGCAAGGACUACCAGGAUGACCUGCGCACACGAGCAAUGAACGACCAGGCGGCCCAGCAGACGGAGCAGAUGCUCGAGAGCCUCCUUAAGAACGGGGAGGCCAUGAAAUGCCCACGCUGUAACAUCGUCAUCCAGAAGAAAGACGGCUGCGACUGGAUCUGCUGUUUGAUGUGCAAGACGGAAGUCUGCUGGGUCACCAAGCAAGCUCGCUGGGGACCAAAUGGCAGCGGCGACACAUCUGGGGGCUGCAGAUGCCGAGUGAAUAACCAGCCGUGCCAUCCCAACUGCCAAAAUUGCCACUGAGGGAAGGGCAGUUAUGAAAAUGCAUAAGAAAAGCAUAUUUCGUGCGACUGUUUACCGAAUGGAGUGUUGGAGGCACGACGUCCCUCGUUGUGCCGUGUAAAUGCUCCGAGCUGAAGAACCGUCCAGCUGUGUCUUCCACAUCUCCGUGACUCUAGCCGUCGGUGUGAGGUGACCGGGAUCUUCUGAUAUACUUAUACUUUGUCGGUGUGAUAAAUUAAUACCUAAUAUAUAAAUUUGUUGACCUCCGGCUACUGCUUUCAUUACAAGUUUGAUGAGUCAGCAAUCAUAUUGCAACCGAUUUUUUACUUUGAUUAGAUUUAUUUAUUUACCAAAGGCUAAAACACACAUUUAGUAUACAAAAUUGCUUAUAAAAGCUUAUAAAAUAAUACAUAAUGAAUUAUGAAUUCACAUGAUUCUUUCGUCUGAAGUAUGGCAACAACUCAAACACCUGGGAAUAACUUUAAUUACAUUCAUCAUAUACAUACAGGUACAUAUUAUGGAAUCUGACCUGUGCAUUUAACCCAUCUGAAGUAUUGAGGUGCGCUGGCUGCUGUAAAGCACGUAAAGCACCUGGGGAUCAACCUGAGGCUCAGUGUCUCGCUCGAGGACACACAUCAGGGAUCAAACUUUUUAAUUUCUACCCGCUCUAUUGAAUGAGCCACAUCUGUAUUGUAGUCAUGUAUUCUGCACUUUUAACUGGGUUCUGAAGUGUUUGUCUCGUAUCCAUGAUGUUUGUUGGGCUCCACUUCCAUGUUAUUUUAAAGUGACAGGCCUCGGCUUUAAUAAACGGACACCAUUAGCA
Pseudoliparis swirei is the source of this 2538-nucleotide messenger RNA. It is a transcript of the gene rbck1, whose product is annotated as RanBP-type and C3HC4-type zinc finger containing 1. Gene Ontology annotation, biological process: proteasome-mediated ubiquitin-dependent protein catabolic process; protein linear polyubiquitination; positive regulation of canonical NF-kappaB signal transduction. Lineage: Eukaryota; Metazoa; Chordata; Actinopteri; Perciformes; Liparidae. The transcript has 13 exons. Bases 174 to 1736 code for a protein of 520 amino acids. Gene Ontology annotation, molecular function: ubiquitin binding; ubiquitin-protein transferase activity. The record is from RefSeq and is a predicted model, not a curated record. Gene Ontology annotation, cellular component: LUBAC complex.